Molecule: messenger RNA, 970 nt
Organism: Telopea speciosissima
Lineage: Eukaryota; Viridiplantae; Streptophyta; Magnoliopsida; Proteales; Proteaceae
Product: protein RGF1 INDUCIBLE TRANSCRIPTION FACTOR 1-like
Exons: 4
Coding region: 1-873 (290 amino acids)
Molecular function (GO): zinc ion binding
Source: RefSeq, a predicted model, not a curated record
AUGGACAGUACACAAGAGGGAAAUAUUGAGAUAUUGGGAGCCAUAGAGGGAAGAAUUCAGAAGCCAGCUUGGUUGGAAGCUCUUUAUAGAGAGAAAUUCUUUGUGGGUUGCUCAACACAUGAGAGUGCAAAGAAGAAUGAAAAGAAUAUUUUGUGUUUGGAUUGUUGCAUCAGUAUUUGCCCUCAUUGUUUGUCGUCUCAUCGGUUUCAUCGGCUUGUUCAGAUUCGUCGAUAUGUAUAUCAUGACGUCGUUCGAUUGGAAGACCUUGAGAAGCUCAUAGAUUGCUCUAAUGUUCAGGCCUACACCAUUAAUAGUGCUAAAGUGGUGUUCAUCAAGAAGAGACCUCAGAGUAGACAAUUCAAGGGAACUGGAAACUACUGCACUUCAUGUGAUAGAUGCCUUCAAGAACCUUACAUUCAUUGUUCUCUAGGGUGCAAGGUGGAGUUUGCAAUGAAGCAUAAUAAUAAGGACCUCUCUCCUUACUUGAGAAAUUGCAAGAUGUUACAACUUAGUCCAGACUUCAUGAUACCUCAAGACUGCAGUGCAGGGGGAGAUGAUGAUGAUGAUGAUGAGAUGACGAACGAAACGCCGCAUUCGUCGGUAGUGGACUGUGAGGAGGAGGCAAUGAUGAUGAGUUCAUCUUCAGGAUCUUCUUCAGGGGGGUGUGAGACCAUUAUUAGUAAUAGUAAUAGUAAUAUGGUGGUGGUGGUGUGUAGUAGUGAGUUUGUAAGGAAGAAGAAGAGGAGUACUACUACUAGUAGUGGUUUGUAUGUGUGUGGAAGGUCUGGUAGUAGAGUUUCAGAUGAAGAAGACAUGGCUACAAGCAUGAUCAGUAGAAGAAAAGGGAUACCUCAUAGGUCUCCUAUGUGUUAGUCUAAUUAACUAUUUACUAUUUAGUUAUUACUUAUUAGGGAGGAAAUAUCUUUUAUGUGUUCUUAACUGACUUCAUCAAUUAUAUUGCCUUAGCUUC